CCCGCCCUCCCUCUCGAAUCCCCAGCAAACCUCUCCCGCGAUUUAGUCCGAACAAUCGUCAGCACCGCUGCAUUUCAUCCGACGAGCCGAAAAUUGCUCGGAGACCUUCGCCGCGCGCCUAGGUUUCCCCCGGCACUUGCCCAGAUCCGCGACGACCUGCGGCGAUUUGUCGCUCAUGAGCGCCUGUAGAGCGGACCGCUUGCUAGUUUUCCCAGUAAUUUCGGCUCUAAUUCCAGGUGGCCACGGUCCGAGGGGAGGCGGAUGAACAGGAGCGUGUGCCACCACCUGCUCGCCCAGUGCAGAUCCCUGCGAGAGCUGAAGAGUAUCCACGCCCGGGCCGUCACCCAUGGCCUCCACCCGUGUAACCAGUCCAUCUCGUGUAAGCUCUUCCGGUGCUAUGCCGACUUCGGCCGCCCCGCCGAGGCGCGCCGGCUGUUCGGCGAGAUCCCCUGCCCGGACCUCGUCUCCUUCACCAGCCUCAUGUCGCUCCACCUCCAGCUAAACCAGCACCAUGAGGCCAUGUUCACGUUCUCGUGCGCCAUCGCCUCCGGUCACCGCCCUGAUGGCUUUGUGGUUGUCGGCGCUCUCUCGGCGUCUGGCGGGGCUGGGGAUCUUUGUGCUGGUUCGGCGGUGCAUGGCCUGAUUUUCCGUUGCGGGUUGGGCUCAGAGUUGGUCGUCGGCAAUGCUCUGGUUGAUAUGUAUUGCCGGUGCGGGAGGUUUGAGGGCGCGCUAGGGGUGUUUGAUGAAAUGGCGGUGAAAGACGAGGUCACCUGGGGCAGCAUGCUGCAUGGGUAUAUGAAGUGUGUCGGUGUGGACUCAGCGUUGUCCUUCUUUGACCGGAUGCCGGUGAAGAGCAUGGUUUCCUGGACGGCGUUGGUGACCGGCCAUGUUCAGGCCAAGCAGCCUAUCCGAGCUCUAGAAAUUUUUGGUAGGAUGGUGCUGGAAGGUCACCGCCCCACACAUGUUACAAUUGUAGGUGUACUGUCUGCUUGCGCUGACAUUGGCUCCCUAGAUCUUGGGCGUGUCAUUCAUGGGUACGGAAGUAAAUUCAAUAUCAGCACAAAUGUAAUUGUUAGCAAUGCUCUGAUGGACAUGUAUGCAAAGAGUGGAAGCAUAGAGAUGGCAUUUGCCGUGUUCGAAGAAGUGCUGGUGAAGGAUGCAUUCACAUGGACAACCAUGAUCUCGAGCUUCACUGUCCAGGGUGAUGGGAUAAAAGCUCUUGAGCUCUUUGAGGACAUGCUAAGGUCUGGGAUUGUUCCAAAUAGUGUCACCUUUGUGUCUGUUUUGUCAGCCUGCAGCCAUGCUGGGUUAAUACAGCAAGGCAGAGAGUUAUUUGAUAAAAUGCGUAGGAUCUACAACAUUAAACCGCAGCUUGAGCACUAUGGAUGCAUUGUUGAUUUGUUAGGACGGGGUGGGCUAUUAGAGGAAGCAGAAGCCCUGAUAUAUGAUAUGGAUGUGGAACCUGAUACUGUUAUAUGGAGGUCACUUCUUAGUGCGUGCCUUGUUCAUGGCAAUGAUAGAUUGGCUGAGAUUGCCGGGCAGGAGAUUAUAAAGAGAGAACCAGGGGAUGAUGGGGUUUAUGUGCUUCUUUGGAACAUAUACGCCUCAUCAGAUAGGUGGAAACAAGCUCUGGAUAUAAGAAAACAAAUGCUGACAAGGAAGAUCUUCAAAAAACCAGGGUGUAGUUGGAUUGAAGUCGAUGGUGGUGUCCAUGAAUUCUUGGUACAGGACAAGGCGCAUGAUGCUCGAAGGGAAAUUUACGACACCUUGGAAGGAAUUGAUAGGCAGUUAAAGAUGGAUCUUAGAUCAUCCCCACUGGAAGAAAACUCAUUAAUCUGUGUGGAUGAGGAGCUCUUAUUCUAAAUAUGUAUACUGGCCAUUUCUUCAUUAAUAACUUAUAUAAGAUACUUUCUGAGUUCCUGAGAUAGUCUUGUGUCUUAUCCCAGAAUUUUUGGAUUUUGUACCAAAUACUGUUAUUAAUGCACUGUUCAUAUAUUGUUAUGCCUUGUCUUGUGAUUAUCAGUGCCUUUUUCUGUAUUAUGCUGAAAACUUGAAGUAAAUGCACUGUAUUUUUCUGUUUGAUUGGGGUUUCAUGUGCUGUGGAGUCAUUAACAUUCAUAAGUUAUCCACUUUAAAAGCAUGCGAUACUUCCAUUGGUUGUUGAUAUUUGAUAAAAGAAGAGUAGAUAGGUAGUCCAGUUAUGUACAUGUUUGCAAUCAUUUUCAGCUAUCUUGUUUUGUUCUGUUUGUAUUCCGUACCUAUGAAUGUUUCAUCAAGUUGCUUGCUUUGUAAUAAACACCACUUCUAACUUUCUCUUUCACC
Messenger RNA from Triticum dicoccoides, 2322 nucleotides. Its product is annotated as putative pentatricopeptide repeat-containing protein At3g49142. Gene Ontology annotation, molecular function: RNA binding; protein binding. The record is from RefSeq and is a predicted model, not a curated record. Gene Ontology annotation, biological process: RNA modification. The transcript has a single exon. The coding region runs from base 262 to 1863 and encodes 533 amino acids. Lineage: Eukaryota; Viridiplantae; Streptophyta; Magnoliopsida; Poales; Poaceae.